Cylicostephanus goldi is the source of this 222-nucleotide messenger RNA. The record is from the annotation of a GenBank genome assembly. NCBI's taxonomy places the organism in Eukaryota, Metazoa, Nematoda, Chromadorea, Rhabditida, Strongylidae.
GUAUCCUCACAAGGCGUAACGCUCACCGAUAACACUCGAAAAGUGUUCUUCCGUCGGCAUUUCCCCGUUAACACUAAUGCUCGAUUAUUUGCUAUCGUUGCAAGAAAGCCAUCCUCCAUGGAAAAUGCAUGUCAUGUAUUUGCUGAAUUCGAACCGGAACAGCCAGCAACAGCUGUAGUGAACUUCAUCAAUAAAGUUUUAUUUGCCAAUAGGAGAUCAUGA